UUGGUAGGUGCGACAUUUUGUGUCGCGUUUAUGUUGUGUCACCAUACUGAUAUCAGAUGCUCGCCACGAACGUUAUUUUUUCAAGCGUUACGUUAGCGCACCAGAAUUCACAUAGUUUGGACGAUGAAUGUGUCAAUGUUUGCCACAGCGUACUCGGCAGUAUUUUGGACGUCUUUUCUUACAGUUAGUCCAUUACUAGUUGUAGGAAAAAAUAUACCCUCUUUCGCCGGUCCUUACAUGGUCGUACUAAUAAGCGCUUAUGACUGCCCGGAUAACUUGGACUACUUCGACAGCGUAAAUAUGCGCUUCAGCCAUUUUAAUCCUGCGGCACCAUAUCAGAAGCAACGAGCCUAUGGCAACAGCACGUUCAAAACAGAUUACGACGACAGACGAUGGGGAAGUGUGAUUGCAGAUAUUCGCUCUAACAAUCAGUGGAAGUUAAAUGCCUUUCAUUUUAACAAAACUAAGAAUAACUGCUCUGAUUGCCGAAAAGAUUCGCCUCAAUGGUUCCGUGCUAUGUACAACCAAGACCCAAACGCCCCAGGUCCAUGCCUAGUUAAAAAAGGGUUGUACAUCAUGAAUGGCACAGCGGUCGAUCAUUUUAACGCCCCAAGAAUUCCUGUUCUGCCAUAUGGCCACUACCGCCUACGGGCGAUAAAUGGCAUACAAAACCGUAUGCUCGGCUGCAUGAUGAGUGAAAUAAAAGUCAUACCCAAGUUGGUCUGACCCAUUAAAGUAAUAUUAAACGAAGCAAUUUCAAUGACCGCACGUAAACGUGGAAGUACCGCUUCCAUUGAUUUAAAGUUUUCAGUAUGAUGGUGAUGGUGUUAUCAUUAAUUUCGACCAGGUUCUGCUAGCGAAAUGGCAGUGUGGGCCAGUGCGGGCGCUUUUCUAGCGACCUUUUCGCUCUUCAUCCAUGAAUGCCACACCGAACUUUCUUACGCAAUUGCUCUUCUGAAAAACUUUCGUUAAUGAGUCAUGAUCAUGGCCAGUUGAAGAAAAUCAGAAUUAAAUUAAUUAAAAGGGUGCGAUACCGCGAUCUGCCUCUGGAGCAUCAGCAGUCGUUUACAAGUGUGCUUCAUCAUUUUGUAAAACGGGUGUUAGUACUUUCAUAAUUCUAAAAUUUUCAUUAAAUUCUCCCUGUUAGG
Frankliniella occidentalis (western flower thrips) is the source of this 1148-nucleotide messenger RNA. RefSeq lists its product as uncharacterized. Lineage: Eukaryota; Metazoa; Arthropoda; Insecta; Thysanoptera; Thripidae. Bases 124 to 726 code for a protein of 200 amino acids. The record is from RefSeq and is a predicted model, not a curated record. The transcript has 4 exons.